Messenger RNA from Sparassis crispa, 1995 nucleotides. RefSeq lists its product as hypothetical. The transcript is spliced from 9 exons. The coding region runs from base 1 to 1995 and encodes 664 amino acids. The record is from RefSeq and is a predicted model, not a curated record. Lineage: Eukaryota; Fungi; Basidiomycota; Agaricomycetes; Polyporales; Sparassidaceae.
AUGCUCCCUGCCACUUCAGUGGAUCCGAAGACUGCAGCCACGUUCCGCCUUCUGGAAACAUUCCAUCUCAUCUCUGCACAGUCCAAGAUAUCAGGUUAUGAAUUCUAUACUGCUCUAGCUCGACGUACAGACAACACCGGUGUAAAUCCGCCGAAGAAUCGUUAUCCUGCUUUCAUGAGGAUGAUGCGCGAAUGGCGACAUCUGAAGAUGCUCAAACGUUCAGGAUGUGGACAUGACCCUGGUGGUGUUGCGGCCACGCUUCCUGGUAGCUGUGCGGUACUGUGCCCUGCAUGUCCGCACCCUGGCAAGAAUUUGCCCGCGGAUUGGGCCGACGUGCCGAAGGAUAAGAGAUUAUUCCUAUCUAUCGAUGCCAACUUCUGGCUUAAACGCAAAAAAGUAUCCUCUGAUCAGGUCAACCCUGGCCUCAACCACGGAUAUGCGUAUUUCGUUGAGGAGAAGGCAUACAAGGAGCAUCUUCGUACAUACGACAAGGCAUUCCCAGACGAAAUCAGCACAUGCAAUAACCACGACGCUCUGAAGCUUGCGAGCAUGAAAGGUGCCCAUCAAAGUACCGCUGCCAGUGGCGUUGGGACAGUCGAUUGCGCGCGACACGAUAUGAAGAGACCGUGCUCGGUCGGCGAUCUACAGAAGGGGGAGCAAUAUGUCAACAUGGAUUAUAUAUUUUGGUCUACUGUUUGCCAGCACAGCCCGUUCGAGAUGAUUGACAUUGUCGCAUCCUACGACAUUGCAUGUCAGUGGUCAAAGAAUAUUUGGACCCGGUUCAAGCACUACGGGAUGUCUUCCAACCUCCUCAAUCGCAGUUUUACGUUCGUCAUUCCUAAGUUCCAUCUUCCUGCUCAUCAAGAAUCGUGCCACGUUGCAUACUCUUUUAACCUUCUGCCAUGGGUUGCUCGGACGGAUGGUGAAGGGGUCGAGCGGGGACAUGCCGCACACAACCUGUACGCCUCCAGCAUGAAGGAAAUGGGACCAGGUUCCCGCCGUGACGUCUUGGAUGAUGCGUUUGGCGACAGCAACUGGCGCAAAGUAAGCAACCUUGCAUCUACAUUUUUAGCGAAGGUCAAGAUGGCGGUUCAAGAGCGCUGUGAACACGUCUGUGCUUUUCAUGACUUCAAUGCCGUUAUGACCACAGAAUCCUCGGCAGAAGGAUGGAAGGACAUGGUGGAAGCUUGGGAGAAUGAUUUGGCCUCCCCAAAUCCAUUCAUCGUCACUCGGCCUACUGUCACUCUGGCCGGUGUUCGCCUUCAGCUUGCCGAGGAAGAAGCUGCAAAUUUAACUGCCUCCCGAGAGACUCCUUUUCCUGCGCAAGAAAUGCCACUACUUCUGCCAAGUGCCAUUCAAGGCACGAUGGCUUGUAGUCCUGCUCUGAUGGAAGUCGAAUGGCGACUUUGCUAUGCGCUCGCUAAUGACAUCCUGAACGACCUUCGGCAACAUCUGCGGCUCCGCUCCCACAUGUACAUUUACAAGGACCGCUUCGUGCGUGGACAGCGACAGAACACCCGUGCAAGGACCACCAUUCAAAUUGUCGAGGACAAGGUGAACGUGGAUGCCACGCGAUACCGGACAACCUUCUCGGCCCUUGUAGCUCUUGCUCAGUCUCUCAACAAGGAGAGCGAAGGUAGACGAACAUUGGCUUGGAUUUGGAUGGCUCCUGGAGCCGGUGAAGGCAGUGUAGGAGACACGCAAGACAGUCUUCGAAUAGAGUGGUGUAAGGCAAGAGCGCGAGCCCAUAGGUGGACAGAAGAAUGCCAGUUGCUGGAAGAGGAGAUGCGCCGUGUCCUCGAAUUCCAAGAGUGGAUAGCAUCUUGGUGGCUUGACCAAGCAGAAAGGAAUGUCGGAAGGUCACCUGAACAUGAAGAGGGCUCCGUCGCAUAUGCAUAUCGCCAGGCUGAAAUACGCCGAGCCAUAAGCAGCAUUUGUGAACGAGCAUGGAAGGAUGUGCCGGAAUGGCUGGAGGUAGAAGACGAGGUGGAUUAG